AUGGCGGACGAAAAGCCGACUUUGCUGGAGCACGAGUGGGUGGAAUUCAGUGCCAGAGUCAGAAGAGUGUGCAAACGCUCAGCGGCGCUCACGCUGAGUGCGGCGAUAAUUUCGUUUGGGUUACUCAUCGCGUCGAUCACGUGUGUGUUCGCGCUGCGAUAUAUCGUCGUUCCGCGCGGUCCGGCGUCGCUCUCGCAAGAUCUAGUGUUCGACUACACCGCCGCGGCGCCGGUGGCGAGAGUGAGUUUCAUACCGCAGAAGUUCGCAAAUACGGGCGAAUCGAAACCGCGGAAAGGACGAAUUGUGAGCGCGAAGCAAAACUUUGACGUGGACAUCGAGUUUGUCGUCCCAGACAGCGAGUAUAACGUAAACGUUGGUAUGUUUCAAGUGAAUGCAAAGUUGCUGACUCCAAGUGGGAAAACUUUACUCGAGAGAUCUCGACCUGGAAUCGUGAAAUACACGUCCAAGGAAGUGAAAUGGCUCAAAACAAUUGUAUGGUGGCCGUUUCACGCUCUGGGGUUGAUUGAAGAGCAGCAAAACGUGCGCGUCGCAAUGGUACAAAACUACAAAGAAGAUAGUGAGUCUCCGUUCACGGACAUUGAAGUGACAAUGAAACCGCACGCUGGAAGUGCCAGGUUACCGCAAAUAUAUGAGGCCCGCGCAAUCGUUCAUUUAAGUAUGAAUUUUGUUGCCAAGCUGCUAUAUUUCUACCCCAUCGCGUCGUCCUUUGUUCUCGUUGGGCUGUUCUGGUCGGGUUUCAGCUUUGCCGCCUUUGUGUCGACGGUCAUUUCUUUGCUUAUCAUGGGGAGUAAAAUCGACGAAAAAGAUGCAGAAUCUCCCAUGAAACCGGACGAGAUCGGAAAAUACGCUAGAGCGAUCGCGGAUGCGAUGGAUUCCGCCGAAAGCUCGCAGGCACCGGCGCAUACGACAAACGGGAUGAUGGACGAAGGUUUGCGGCGGCGAAAUGUCUCUCCGUCAUCUUAG
Ostreococcus lucimarinus CCE9901 is the source of this 984-nucleotide messenger RNA. RefSeq lists its product with no specific name. Gene Ontology annotation, biological process: lipid storage; lipid droplet organization. NCBI's taxonomy places the organism in Eukaryota, Viridiplantae, Chlorophyta, Mamiellophyceae, Mamiellales, Bathycoccaceae. Bases 1 to 984 code for a protein of 327 amino acids. The transcript has a single exon. Gene Ontology annotation, cellular component: endoplasmic reticulum membrane. The record is from RefSeq and is a predicted model, not a curated record.